Zalophus californianus (California sea lion) is the source of this 757-nucleotide messenger RNA. RefSeq names its product transcription initiation factor TFIID subunit 9B-like. Bases 5 to 757 code for a protein of 250 amino acids. Lineage: Eukaryota; Metazoa; Chordata; Mammalia; Carnivora; Otariidae. Gene Ontology annotation, cellular component: transcription factor TFIID complex. The record is from RefSeq and is a predicted model, not a curated record. Gene Ontology annotation, biological process: DNA-templated transcription initiation. The transcript has a single exon. Gene Ontology annotation, molecular function: protein heterodimerization activity; RNA polymerase II general transcription initiation factor activity.
UAACAUGGAGUCCAGCAAGAUGGCACCUCCCAAGAACACUCCGAGAGAUGCCUUGGUGAUGGCACAAAUCCUGAAGGAUAUGGGAAUUACAGAGUAUGAACCAAGGGUUAUAAAUCAAAUGUUGGAAUUUGCUUUCCAAUAUGUGACUACAAUUCUGGAUGAUGCAAAAAUUUAUUCAAGCCAUGUUAAGAAACCUAAUGUUGGUGCAGAUGAUGUGAGACUGGCAAUGCAGUGUCAUGCUGAUCAAUCUUUUACUUCUCUGCCUCUGAGAGAAUUUUUACUGGAUAUUGCAAGGCAGAAAAAUCAAACCCCUUUCCCACUGAUUAAGCCAUAUGCAGGACACAGACUGCCACCUGACAGAUACUGCUUAACAGCUCCAAACUAUAGGGUGAAGUCCUUAAUUAAAAAGGGAUCUAACCAAGGAAGACUAGUACCACAGUUAAGUGUUGGUGCUGUUGGUAGCAGACCUUCCACUCCUACUGUACCAACCCCACAAAUAUCUGUCCCAAAUAAAGCUGCACUUCCAGUGUCACUGACAAGCCAAAGAUUUACGGUGCAGAUUCCACUUUCUCAGUCCACACCUGUCAAAUCAGUUCCUGCAACAACUGCCGUUCAAAACGUUCUGAUUAAUCCUUCAAUAAUUGGACCCAAAAAUAUUCUUAUUACCACAAACAUGGUUUCAUCACAGAACAUGACCAAUGAAUCAAACCCAUUGAAGAGAAAACACAAAGAAGAUGAUGAUAAUGAUACUAUGUAA